GGCAGAAAUCUCUACAAAAUUGACGGCAAAGUGAAAGUGAUAAUCAUUAUCUAAGAAUAAAUAGAUACUUAAACUUUUAAAUUAUAUAGUAAUAGUAAAUUAUAUAAAAAAAAGUCAAAAUGGGUAAACGUCAACAUCAAAAGGAUAAAAUGUAUUUAACAUACACAGAAUGGUCCACAUUGUAUGGGGGAAAAAGGGCAGGAACUGUAGGGGAAACUGAAGAUACAACAUUCCGUCGUUUACCUUAUGAUCAUUGUUGUUUAACUUUACAACCCUUUGAACAUUCUUACUGUGACCCACAAGGAAAUAUAUUUGAAUUAGAAGCAAUAUUAGAAUAUGUAAAGAGAUUCAAACAUAAUCCUGUGACAGGAAAACCUUUAGAUCCAAAGACUUUAAUAAAGUUGAACUUUGCCAAAAAUGCAGAUGGGCAUUAUCACUGUCCAGUUCUCUUUAAACUGUUCAGUAAACAUUCUCACAUUGUUGCUAUUAAAACAACUGGAAAUGUGUUUUCAUACGAGGCAGUUGAGCAAUUGAACAUAAAGUCACGAAAUUGGAGAGAUUUAAUAAGUGAUCAACCUUUUACACGGACAGAUAUCAUUACGAUUCAAGACCCAAACAAUGUAACAAAAUUUAAUUUAUCAACUUUUCAUCAUAUUAAAAAUAAUAUAAAAGUAGAAGACGAAGAAACUAUAAAGGAACGAAAUAAUCCGAAUGCAAAGUUAAAAACUGUGUCUAUGGAAACUAAAGAAAUACUAGCUGAGUUGGAUAGAGAUUUCAAACAAGCUGAAACUAAACAAGAAGUUACCAAACCGAAAGCAGAUAAAUUUAAUGCGGCACAUUAUUCUACCGGUGCAGUAGCAGCUGGCUUUACGUCGACAGUAAUGCCAAGAGAGACCACUCAUCAAGCAGCAGUCAUUGCAGAAGAUUUAGUACGAUAUGAAAGGGUUAAGAAGAAAGGAUACAUAAGGGUGGUUACAAAUUUUGGUGCUUUAAACUUGGAGCUUCAUUGUGAUCUUGUUCCAAAAACAUGUGAAAAUUUUAUAAAACAUUGCCAGAAUGGUUACUAUGAAGGAACAAAGUUUCAUAGAUCGAUACGAAAUUUUAUGAUACAAGGUGGUGACCCUACAAAUACCGGUAAUGGAGGAACAUCUAUUUGGGGCAAGAAAUUUGAAGAUGAAUUCAAGCCAAACUUGAUUCAUCAAGGCAGAGGUAUUCUGUCAAUGGCAAAUUCUGGUCCAAACACAAAUGGAUCACAAUUUUUCAUCACGUUUCGAUCAUGCAGACACUUAGAUCGUAAACACACUGUAUUUGGUAAAAUAGUAGGUGGACUGGAAACCUUAAAUACUAUUGAAAAAAUCGACGUAGACAACAAAGAUCGACCGAUAGAUGAUAUAGUGAUACAGAAAACUCAGGUAUUUGUCGAUCCGUUUCAAGAAGCAGACGACCAGUUGGCCGCUGAACGUAUAGUUGAAGCGACACGAUUAGCUGAAGAAGCGGCAAAAAAGAAAUCUUCUAAUAAAAUGGAGAAAAACGAAUUAAAAAUAUACCGGUCGGGUGUAGGAAAAUAUAUUAAAAUGGAUAAGGACGAAAACAAAGUGGAGAAAGAAGAAUCUAGCAUUGAACCUGUAGCAAAGAAGAAAACAGCCACGGCAAACUCGUUUGGUGAUUUUUCUUCUUGGUAA
Messenger RNA from Dufourea novaeangliae, 1682 nucleotides. RefSeq names its product peptidyl-prolyl cis-trans isomerase-like 2. The record is from RefSeq and is a predicted model, not a curated record. Gene Ontology annotation, molecular function: peptidyl-prolyl cis-trans isomerase activity; ubiquitin-ubiquitin ligase activity. The transcript is spliced from 9 exons. Gene Ontology annotation, biological process: protein peptidyl-prolyl isomerization; protein polyubiquitination; protein folding. NCBI's taxonomy places the organism in Eukaryota, Metazoa, Arthropoda, Insecta, Hymenoptera, Halictidae. Gene Ontology annotation, cellular component: catalytic step 2 spliceosome. Bases 120 to 1682 code for a protein of 520 amino acids.